Molecule: messenger RNA, 2346 nt
Organism: Lolium rigidum
Lineage: Eukaryota; Viridiplantae; Streptophyta; Magnoliopsida; Poales; Poaceae
Product: FT-interacting protein 3-like
Exons: 1
Coding region: 1-2346 (781 amino acids)
Source: RefSeq, a predicted model, not a curated record
AUGGCCGGCAUUCUGCCGAGGUUUUUUGGCCCCUUCGGCGGCGGCGGGCUGCCGCCGUACGAUGAGUUCGGGAUCAAGGAGACGAGGCCCCGCCUCCCCGGCCGGCGGACGGCAGGGUACGACCUGGUGGAGAGGAUGGAGUACCUGUACGUGCGCGUCGUGAAGGCGCGGGAGCUCCGGUGGGGCGCCGAGUUCGACCCGCUCGCCGAGGUGAAGCUCGGGAGCUACUCCUGCACGACUCGCCACAUCGAGAAGACGGUGGGGCCCGAGUGGAACGACGUGUUCGCCUUCUCCAGGGAGCGCAUCCAGGCGUCGUUCCUGGAGGUGCACGUCCGCGGCCGGGGCUUCGCCGCCGACGAGUACGUCGGGCGCGCGCGCUUCGACCUGGGCGACGUGCCGGUGCGCGUGCCCCCCGACAGCGCGCUCGCGCCGCAGUGGCACCACGUCUUCGACAAGGGCGGGGAGCGCGCCGGGGAGGUGAUGGUGGCGCUGUGGGUGGGCACGCAGGCCGACGAGUGCUUCCCGCUGGCCGUGCACGCGGACGCCGCCUUCGCCGUGGACGCCGACCUCGCCGCGCACAUCCGGUGCAAGCAGUACGCGGUGCCCCGGCUGUGGUACGUGCGCGUGAACGUCAUCGAGUGCCGCGACGUCGAGCUCGCGGACAAGGCCCGCGUCGGCGAGCUGUUCGUGCGGUCGCGCGUCUCGACGCAGGAGCUCCGGACCAAGACGUGCGUCUCCCGGCUGCCGUCCUCGUUCCACCGGUGGAACGAGGACCACCUGUUCGUCGCCGCCGAGCCGUUCGAGGACCACCUCAUCCUCUCCGUCGAGGACCGCGUCAAGGUCGACAAGGAGGAGGUCAUCGGGCACGUCCACAUUCCGUUCACGGACUUCGAGCGCCGGUGGGAUGCACGCCCAAUUCGCCCAAGAUGGUAUAAUUUGGUGCAACCAGAGGGAGCCACGAAAAUCGAGAAGUUCUCCUCCAAGGUCUGCGUCCGGCUCUGCCUCGAAGGCGGAUACAGGGUGCUGUCGGAGCCUAUCCACUACCUGAGCGACGUGCGCCCGGCGGCGAGGGAGCUGUGGCACGGGCGGCCGCCCAUCGGCCUCGUCGAGCUCGGCAUCCACCACGCCUUCGGCCUCAGCGCCCUGCGUGAGCGCAACGGGCGAGGCUCCUGCGACGCCUACUGCGUGGCCAAGUACGGCAGCAAGUGGUUCCGCACGCACACGGUGAUCGACAGCCUCGCGCCGCGGUUCCACCAGCAGUGCUUCUGGGAGGUGCACGACCACUGCACCGUGCUCACCGUCGCCGUCUUCCACAACUGCCAGAUCGGCGACAGAGGCGGGCUCGUGACCGGUGACCCCGUCAAGGACGUCCUCCUCGGCAAGGUGCGCAUCCGGCUCUCGACGCUGGAGACCGGGCGCAUCCACACGCACGCGUACCCGCUCAUAUCCCUCCACGGCGGCGGCAUCAAGAAGAUGGGGGAGCUCCACCUGGCGGUGCGCUUCUCGAGCACGUCGACGCUGGGCCUGCUCCAGACGUACGCGCGGCCGCACCUGCCGCCGAUGCACUACCACUGCCCGCUGUCCGUGGUGCAGCAGGAGAGGCUGCGGCGGGAGGCGGUGGCGGUCAUCGCGCACCGGCUGGGCCGGGCGGACCUGCCGCUGCGCCGGGAGUGCGUGGAGCACCUCUGCGAGGCGCACGGGCACCGGUGGAGCAUGCGGCGCAGCAAGGCCCACUUCUUCCGCAUCCUAUCGGCGCUCGCGCCGCUGUUCGCGGCGUUUAGCUGGUUCGUCGACGUCUGCCGCUGGAGGAACCCGGUGACGACGGUGGCGGUGCACAUCAUCUACGCCAUGCUGGUGUGCUGCCCAAACCUCAUCCUGCCCACCUUCUUCCUCUACAAGUUCUGCCUGGGGCUGUGGAACUACCGGCGCCGGCCGAGGCACCCGUGGCACGUGGACACCAAGGUGUCGCACGCCCACACGGCGCACCCUGACGAGCUCGACGAGGAGUUCGACGAGUUCCCGACGGCGCGGCCGCACGAGGUCGUGCGCAUGCGGUACGACAGGCUGAGGAGCCUCGGGGCGCGGAUACAGGAGAUGGUCGGCGACGUCGCGGGGCACGUCGAGCGCGCGCGGUGCGUCAUGACCUGGCGGGACCCCCGCGCCACCACCAUGUACAUGCUGCUCUGCUUGUGCGCCGCCGUCGUCACGUUCGCCGCGCCGUUCCAGGCGGUGGCGCUCUUGACGGGGUUCUACCUGAUGCGGCACCCGAGCCUCCGGCAGCGGCUGCCCGACGUGCCAUCCAACUUCUUCCGGCGCCUUCCCUGCAAGGUGGAUUGCCUGCUUUAA